UGUUUUUCGCGCUGGCUAAAAAUGUCUGGCGAAGAUGUGGACGAAAAGCGAGAGCAGCUUUGUCUCUUUGUGGCCGCCAGCAGGAAGCGUCUGCACGCCAUCCUGAAGCGCUUCGGUUGGAGCGAGCGGGGGGUGAUGGAGGCGAGUGACCACAUCCUGCAAGACAAGGACGGCGCAACUGCAUCGGAGGUGUUGCCAUUGCCGGCCUCCUGCAGCAAAGAUCCCGCCUUUAGCAUCCAGCUCGAUGACUCGACCAUUCAGGGCAUUGUCGGAACCGGGGGAGCACGACGCCUCCCGCUCCCUGCUGUCUCCUUUGAUGAUUUGCAGGCAGGACUCGACGCGAGUGAGCGGCUACUCAUAUACGAGCACGUUCUACAGCACACCAAGAAGCACCCGCAGUUCCAGGACAACGCCGCCUUCACCGAGGUGGUGGGCGAGACCCGGCGGGAGCGAAAGAAGCAGCGGCGCCACCGCAAGAGCAAGCCCACGCUCAACGAGGAGCUGAACCAGCUGGUCGGCCUGCAGAUGCAGGCGCUGGAGAGGCAGUGGCAACAGGAACACGACGCGCGGCUCCAGAAGCACCGCGGACGGCACAAUGAGCAAACACAGCACAGGGCGGUGACGGAGCGGCACCAGGAGCACAAGGGACGGCACGAUGAGCCAGUGGAGCGGUUUCGGGAGCACCGAGGGCGGCCCACUGGGCAAACGCAGCACAGGGAGCGGCAUAAUCAGCAAACGGAGCGGCUUGAGGAGCACAAGGACCGAGGCCAGCGGCAGGUGCAUCGAGUCUGGCGCCACGAGCACCGGGAUUGGCACAAGCAUCAUAGUGGGAGCCGGCAGAGAAGCCGCAGUCGGAGUCGAAGCAGGGAACGCGGCCUGGAGAAGCAGUGCCAUGGAGACAGGCGUCGCGAGGAGCGAGAGCCACGCGGACAUCACCACAAGAAGCAUCGCUCCCACACCUUUCGUCACUAGAGGCGCAUGUGAUUCACUCGCCUUCCACUGGCAUCGAAACUGGCGGCCAUUACAUGGUGCUGU
Drosophila erecta is the source of this 1035-nucleotide messenger RNA. RefSeq names its product pre-mRNA-splicing factor 38B. The coding region runs from base 22 to 972 and encodes 316 amino acids. The record is from RefSeq and is a predicted model, not a curated record. Lineage: Eukaryota; Metazoa; Arthropoda; Insecta; Diptera; Drosophilidae. The transcript has a single exon.